AUGCCUGUCCACUCGCCAAUUGCUUCACACUUCAGGAGCAGACUGACCACCCAGGUCCGAAGAGUGCUGCCUGCAUACCUUGCUCUUCUCUUCAUAGUCCUAUUCUUCGCCAAUGCACAUUUCUUUACUGCUCCCAUCCGAGCGGCACACAAGUACAGAAGGGAGCUCAAGUACCAACAGCCCCUGCAAGUAUCGACGACCACUAUCCCGAAGAAGAUCUGGCAGACCUGGAAACAAGGACCGCUCACCUUCGAACAGCGAGAUUCGGAUACAGCGAAAACGUGGCCGGCAAAGAACCCCAACUACCGAUACGAGGUUCUGACAGAUGACAAUGCUCUCGAGUACGUUGAAGAGCAUUAUGGCGUCAACGGGUUCAACCGACCAGACAUCAUCGAUCUUUACCGAGAGCUUAACAUUACGAUCAUACGAGCAGACCUUCUCCGUUACUUGAUCAUGUAUGCCGAAGGCGGGGUGUAUGCAGAUAUCGACGUCGAAUGCCUGCGCCCAGUCCAACGGUUCAUUCCAGAGCGCUACACCGAGCUCGAGGUUGAUAUGAUUAUCGGGGUGGAGAUUGAUGAGCCUGCUUUUGCAGAUCAUCCUGUUCUAGGUUCCAAGUGCAAAUCGUUCUGCCAAUGGACCUUUGCGGCCAAGCCUCGCCUUCCUGUCAUGAUGAGGCUGAUCGAGAACAUCCAAGAAUGGAUACACGAUCUGUCCAAGAAGAAAGGAGUUUCCGUCGGUCAGCUUGAGCUCGACUUCAACGAAGUAAUCAGCGGAACAGGGCCGUCGGCUUUCACAGAUGCAGUCCUUGCCCAGAUGACUGCAAUGAACGGCGGCAAAGAAGUGACCUGGGAUCCUUUCCACAACUUGGCGGAGUCAAGGCUUGAGCAUGGUAUACUGGUCUUGAACGUGGAAGCUUUCGCGGCAGGCCAGGGGCAUUCCGACUCAGGGAAUCACGACUCCAGAGGGGCGCUGGUAAAACACCACUACCAUGCAUCGGGCUGGCCAUCACUCCACCCGCGCCGCAAUCAUCCCAUGUACGGUGAGGUAGAAAAGUGCAACUGGAAGCCAGAAUGUGUUGCCGAAUGGGAUAAAAAUGUGGCGGACUGGGACAAACUCUCUAAAGAGGAACAGGACAAACUUCUUGCGAGCAAGCCGCCACAGAAGUGA
This is a messenger RNA of Paraphaeosphaeria sporulosa, 1167 nucleotides long. RefSeq names its product alpha-1,6-mannosyltransferase Och1. Gene Ontology annotation, cellular component: mannan polymerase complex. Gene Ontology annotation, biological process: protein N-linked glycosylation. The record is from RefSeq and is a predicted model, not a curated record. NCBI's taxonomy places the organism in Eukaryota, Fungi, Ascomycota, Dothideomycetes, Pleosporales, Didymosphaeriaceae. The transcript is spliced from 2 exons. Bases 1 to 1167 code for a protein of 388 amino acids. Gene Ontology annotation, molecular function: alpha-1,6-mannosyltransferase activity.